Messenger RNA from Lacerta agilis (Sand lizard), 1945 nucleotides. RefSeq names its product FGGY carbohydrate kinase domain containing (gene FGGY). Gene Ontology annotation, molecular function: kinase activity; phosphotransferase activity, alcohol group as acceptor. NCBI's taxonomy places the organism in Eukaryota, Metazoa, Chordata, Lepidosauria, Squamata, Lacertidae. The coding region runs from base 110 to 1711 and encodes 533 amino acids. The transcript is spliced from 16 exons. Gene Ontology annotation, biological process: carbohydrate metabolic process. The record is from RefSeq and is a predicted model, not a curated record.
CCUCUCUCUCUCUCAUUUUUUUUUCUUUUGCUGCAAAGCGUGUGCUGCGAGCGGCUUGUCCACUGCUAGCUCAGGUCAUAUUUCACUGCUGGGCAAAGGUCUGCUCAAAAUGCAAAGUGAGAACCUGGAACCGGUAAAUUACUACGUUGGAAUUGACGUUGGCACAGCGAGCGUCCGUGCGGCUUUGGUAGACCAGUUUGGGAUGGUGGUGGCUUACGCAGAGCAGCCAAUUCAAAUUUGGGCACCACAACCAGACCACUAUGAGCAAUCCUCUGAUGACAUCUGGGCUGCGUGUUGUACAGUCACAAAGAAAGUUGUCCAUGGGAUAGAUGUUUCUCAGAUUCGGGGAUUGGGCUUUGAUGCUACCUGUUCCCUUGUUGUUUUGGACACUCAUUUCAAGCCCUUGGCUGUCAACUCUGAAGGAAAACACAACAGAAACAUCAUUCUGUGGAUGGACCAUCGUGCAGCUGACCAAGUAGCACGCAUCAACGGGACACGGCACAGCGUCUUGUGCUUUGUUGGUGGCGCAAUGUCCGCUGAGAUGCAGCCACCUAAGUUGCUGUGGAUGAAAGAAAAUUUGCGAGAGUCGUGCUGGGAAAAAGCAGGGUACUUCUUUGAUCUUCCAGAUUUCUUAUCGUGGAAAGCAACAGGUGCCACUGCAAGAUCUCUGUGCACUUUGGUAUGUAAAUGGACAUACUCUUUGGAGAAAGGCUGGGAUGAUAGUUUUUGGAAGCUGGUUGGAUUGGAAGAUUUGGUGGCAAAUAACUAUGCAAAAAUAGGAAAUGAAGUUCUCGCUCCAGGAGCUCCAGUUGGAAAUGGUCUGACGUCAGAGGCUGCUGAAGCCCUUGGCCUUGCUAAGGGGACUGCAGUAGGCGCGUCUCUCAUUGAUGCACAUGCUGGAGGAAUAGGCAUGAUCGGAGCCAGAGUGCAAGGACAUAACUUGCCCUGUGAAAACCAGCCAAUUACAUCCCGAGCCGUUGUGAUAUGUGGAACGUCUUCAUGCCACAUGGCGAUAAGCAAGUCCCCUGUGUUCGUCCCUGGAGUUUGGGGGCCCUAUGACUCAGCUAUGGUGCCGGGAUUCUGGCUAAAUGAGGGAGGCCAGAGUGCUACAGGAAAGCUGAUAGAGCAUGUCGUCCAAGGACACGCUGCGUUCCCAGAGCUACAGACAAAAUCUGCAGCCAGUGCUCAAAGUAUAUAUACAUACUUGAACGGUCACCUGGAUCUGAUUAAGAAAUCUUUGCCUGUGGGUUUCCUCACUGUUGAUUUACAUGUUUGGCCAGAUUUCCAUGGCAACAGAUCUCCCCUUGCAGAUAUUACACUAAAGGGCAUGGUGGUUGGACUGACAUUAUCUCAAGGCCUGGAUGAUCUUGCUCUUAUCUACUUGGCCACAAUUCAGGCCAUUGCACUGGGAACAAGGCAUAUUGUGGAAACAAUGCAAGCUGCAGGGCACAGUGUCAACACUCUCUUCAUGUGUGGUGGGCUGAGCAAGAACCCUCUCUUUGUGCAGAUGCAUGCAGACAUCACUGGCAUGCCUGUCGUCCUGGCCCACGAGGUGGAGUCUGUUUUGACGGGCGCUGCUAUUCUCGGAGCCUGUGCUUCUAAAGAUUUUGCUUCUCUGCAGGCCACUGCAGCUACUGUCACUCUUUCAACAGGAUGCAAUGGAGAAAAUGGGGAGAGUUGGGAGAGUAGUGCUGCCAAACCACAAGGAUAAAAGAUUUUAUGACAAGAAGUACCAGGUGUUUCUGAAACUCGUGGAACAUCAGCGGGAAUAUAAAACCAUCAUGCAGAGUGUAUAGACACCAUGAAGGAGAAUUACUCAUGACGUUGGAAGAGUGGUGGUGUCCGUCCGUCCCCCUAAUUCUGUUUCUUUAUUCCUUUAUCUAAAUCAAUGAUGCUCCAUAAUGUACUUACAUUUCUAAUUUUAUAAAAAAUACAUUGAAUACUU